Molecule: messenger RNA, 1704 nt
Organism: Penicillium olsonii
Lineage: Eukaryota; Fungi; Ascomycota; Eurotiomycetes; Eurotiales; Aspergillaceae
Source: the annotation of a GenBank genome assembly
AUGUGGUUCUGGGGGACCAAAAGACGCCUACGAGACUUGCAGUCAUUUGACAGCGCGAGUCGUGGUCCUUGGGGGUCUAGCAUCAUCCUCUUUGAACACAAAGGCAACUCAAUUGCAUCCAUUGGAGCUUUGAUUAUUAUCCUAACGCUUGCAUUUGACCCGUUCCUACAGCAGGUCUUGACUUUCCCGUUAAGACAGACAUCCGGUCCAUCGAAUCUCAAUCCGCAAGAUUCCUCGUUCAAUCAAGUUCACAAUAUUCUGCCGCUCUGGGAUCCCGAUUCUAGACCAGGAUACUCAUAUCCGACCUCAAAGGGACGAAGCGAGUACGUUACAAACUUUGAAGAGGCUAUUUUAUCUGGGAUCUGGUCUCGUCAGCCCCAGAUAAAUGCCACCUGCGCAUCCGCAAACUGUACCUGGGAGCCUUUUCAAUCUGUCGGUUAUUGCGCUCAAUGUGCAGACAUGACCAGCUCGGCCGAAUUCAUUGGCUGUGAUGAUAUGUUUUCCCCUUAUUCAAUGCCUUUCAACGCCACUAAAGCCUACGCUCAAUCUACAAAUUGCUCCAUAUCCUUAGCACAAGGAUUGCUGUACCCGCUUAAAAUGACAUUUGCACUAUCGAACAACAGCGAUGGAUAUUUGUAUGAGCAACUUUUGCCAGCUUCUGUCAUCUGGGAGGCUUACAACAACCACCAAACAUAUAACAGCUCGGAGAGCAAAUCUGUGCCAAGUUUCCAUUUUCUCGGUAUAGAAAACCCGUUGCUAGUCCUCGGGCAUGCUGAGAUCAAUUAUGAUACCAAUGACAGAGGCCUCGUUCCUCGCCCCGAACAGCUGCAGCGGAAGUUUGGCCGAGUUACAGGAUGUGCUUUGUCGCUUUGCUCGAGAACUUACAAUAUCUCCAUCAGGAACGGCAACCCUAAGGUUCAGGUGUCCCCCGCGGACUUUGGUGAGAUGUGGUCUCCUAAUAUUUGGACCUCAAUCCACUACUCUCGCCCACCCAAUAUGACACAUUCACCGGAAUAUCAAAAACCCGGACUUAGCAGUUGGGAUAUAUGCUGGAAGCAAUGGAAAGGCCAUCCUUUCCCAUACCAGCCUUUUCCCUACAGGCAAACUCGUCUUUCACAGUCCAGCCAAUAUCCUCCAGCUCAGAUUAUCGAUCCCAAGGGGUCUGCCUUCUGCAAUGCCAAUUCUCUUACACCAGACAUUCUACAACACGUUGGGGGAGUGAUCUACAAUCGAUUUCAGGUGUCUGAUCACCAAAACUACUGGAAGUCCUCUGGAUACAAAAAGGAUCUCAAUAGUAGUGGGGUGUUCAAACGCACUAUGAGACUUGGACUCGAAAGCAUGAUGCAUAACAUCGCGGAUUCUUUGACCAACAUGGCCCUACGAGAAAGUGCCAAUCAGAGCCAUGGAACUCCACACGUCUCAGAGGUCUAUGUGCAAGUGAAUUGGCCAUGGGUGGCUCUACCGGCGACACUGAUUGUCUCGGCCUGUGUUCUCCUAAUCAUCACUGCUCACAUCGCCAGGUCCCAAGACCGCAGGCUGUGGAAGACCUCUACCUUGCCCAUCUUGUACCAUGGGCUUGACAAGGAUCUUCUGAAGGACACGGAAGAAUACUCUACUCUCAGCAAGAUGGAAGCCACUGCUGACUCCACAACUGUUGGACUUGGGCUGUCGGACACUAACGGCAGAGUCUUACUGCAAAGAUGA